Moesziomyces aphidis is the source of this 4839-nucleotide messenger RNA. The record is from the annotation of a GenBank genome assembly. NCBI's taxonomy places the organism in Eukaryota, Fungi, Basidiomycota, Ustilaginomycetes, Ustilaginales, Ustilaginaceae.
AUGGACUCGAUCUUUGGCAGAAAGAAGCGCUCGCGCCAGUUCAACUCGGACGCCGCAGACAAGGCCAUCCCAUACGAACGCACCGUCAGCGGUCGCACGCCCGUCCAUGUCGAUGGCGCACUCGCAGCUUCCUCCUCGGCCUCCUCGUCGGCAGCUGCAGCAUACCACUCCAACGCAAGCCCCAACAGCUCCAAGCUCUCCAUCGGCAACCCGUCAGGCAAUCCUGGCUUAGGCGCCGGCGUGCAUCGCUCCAGCGCUUACUCGGACGCCAACUACCAUUACGAACCCUCGUCCGCUUCCAUCAUCUCGCAUGCAAAUGGAUCUACAGUUUCGUCCAGCGGCCUUGGCGCACAUCGCCGUCAGCUCUCGGGUGCUUCCUCCUCGCGACACGGACUCAGCACGCACGACUCGAUGCACUCCAGCUCCUCGUCGUUCCCAGGCCAGAAUGGCGCGCGGUCCUCGCGCUACACCUCCACCACCAGCGCAAGCAUCGCCCACGACGCAGCCUCCAUCCGCUACAACGGCGGCGCUAAUCAUCCGCACGACGUGCUCACCAGGAUGUCCGUCGCCUCCACCGCCAAUCCCAAUCCCGAAUCGGCAUUCCCCAGCACCAGCACCAGCCACUCGAGCCUCGGCAGAGACUCCUACCAACCGCCAGUGGCGAGUAGCGGCGGCAAGGCGCCCGACUUUGUCCUCCAGCGUCCACCGGAUGCCGACGUCGAGCGCCUCUUUGCCGAGCUCAUGGACAAGCGCGACUUCCUCAACGUCCCCGGCGGCAACCUCUCGGACGAGCUCAAGGAGACCGCGCGCCGCAACAUGCUCGGCUUUAGCGUGGACAAAAAGUGGACGCUCGUCUACAACGACAAGCUCACCGAGUGGCACGCCGAAAAGGAGCGCGACCGCAACCGCCGCCACCACGCCGCGGGUGCUGGCCCCGCAGGUGCAGCCUCCGGCCUCGUCAUCACGCGCAACUCGCCCGAGUGGUUCAUCAAAAAGUUCAUGGACGGCACCGUCACCACCAAGCACAUCGAGUCGCUCGCCGUCACGCUGCGCACCUGCGCCAUCGGCUGGAUCCAGAGCUUCGUCGAGGCAAAGGGCACGCCCGUCCUCGCAAGCUUCCUCAGCGGCCUCCACGCCAAGGGCAUCAAGUCGGACAACGACCUGGCGCUCGAGUACGAGGUGCUCAAGGCUUUCCGCUCGCUCUUCAACUCCAAGCCGGGCGCCAACGAUGCGCUCGCACAGCCAAAGUGCAUCAGCGGCAUCACCCACUCCAUGAUCUCGCUCCAGCUCGCCACGCGCAAGCAGGCCGCCGACAUCCUGCUCUUCUUGUGCCACUGGGACAAGCCCACGGGCCAUCGCCUCGUGCUCAAGGCCUUCGACGACCUCAAGUCGACCCAGGGCGACCACGGACGCUUCGACGCCUGGUUCCGCGUGCUCGAACAGACCAUCGACGGACGCGGCAAGAUGGGCUCCAUGGUCGGCGCCUCGGAUGAAGUGAAAAAGCUCAGCGUGGUCGGACCGCACGAGUCGAGCCUCAACGAGUAUGCGAUCAACAACAUGUUUCUCAUCAACGCCAUCCUCAACUCGGACAUCGUGCCCGAGUUCGAGGUGCGCGUGCAUCUGCGCAACCAGAUGGAGGCGAGCGGCCUCCAGCGCAUCCUCAUCAAGAUGCGCGCCUUCAAGAAUCCCGACCUGGACCUGCAGAUCGGCGUGUUCGAAAAGGGCGCCGAGGCGGACCACGAGGACGUGGUCGAGACGUUUAACAAGGAAGUGCUCACCGACCUCAGCGAUCCCGUCGACGUCUUCCGCGCCAUCGUCGGCAAGGUCGAGGGCUCGCGCGCCUACGACUUUUUCCUCUCGGCGCUGCAGCAUCUGCUGCUCAUCCGGCGCGACGGCGACGACCUGGUGCACUACUACCAGCUCAUCGACUCGAUGGUCACCUCGGUCGUCAUGGACCGCAAGGGCGCCGUCGAGGGCAACGACCUCUCGUCGCUCCUUGGCGUCUCGGUCAACAACGUGCUCUCGCGCUUCGCCGACCAGGACCACAUCAACUCGAUGCAGUCCGAACUCCAAAAGGCCAAGGCGAAAGCGACCGCGCUGGAGCAGGAAAAGCUCGAGCUCGAGGCCAAGCUCAAGCAGUCCUCCGACGGCCUCAUCGGCAAGCUGCAGGAGCAGAUCGAGAAGCUCGAGGAUGACCUGUCGCUCGCGCGCGGCAAUGCAGGUGCCGCGCGAGACGAGAUGGACGAGAUGGAAAAGGCCUACAUCGACCGCGUCGUCGCGCUCGAGAUCCAGAUCCGCGAGCUGUACGAUAUGCUGCGCGAGGCCCAGAUGGACGUCAGCGACGUCGCCGCGCCGGGCAAGGGCAGCCUCGACCGCAAACAGCUCGUCGACACGCUCGAGAAGCAGCUCGAACGCAACAAGACCAUCCGCAAGCUCGAGGCGAAUGCGCGCAAGAACAAGCCGGGCGUGCCGAGCGUGCCGCCUGUGCCCGGGGUGCCCGGGGUGCCGACCGAAGACGAUCGCAAGCGCAUCUCGGCGUCGGUGCGUCCGGCCAUGCCGCCGCCACCACCGCCGCCACCGCCUCCGCCGCCCGCGCCAGGCAUGCGCUCCGCCUUCUCCACGCCCGAAUCGUCGCGGCCCGGAUCGAUGCUGGCCUCGGUGGGCGGCACACCGGCGCCUCCCGCGCCGCCGCCGCCCGGAUCGGUGCACGAGUCGCCCAUGCAGGACGGCCUCUUCCGCAACUCGAUGAUGAACGUGCGUGCGUCGUAUGCGCCAAUGAACCUCGGACCGGCGGGACCCGUGGCGGCGCCGCCGGCGCCGGGCGUGGCGGGGCUGUUUGUCAACCACGCGCUGAGCCGCAAGGAGGUGCUGGCCAUGGCGCGCAGCAAGAUGAAGCAGCUGCAGUGGGACAAGCUGUCAGCGCAGCAUGCUGCCGAGACGAUCUUUGGGCAGCACGAGCUGACGGCGGACGAGGAGCAGAUUGUGCGGCAGCUGCAGCAGGAGGGGCUGUUCGACGAGAUGGAGGAGGACUUCAAGGCGAAGCAGCCGGUGAAGAAGUCGGCGGCGAUGGCCAAGAAGGACAAGAUGGAGCUCAAGACGCACCUGAGCCUGCAGACGCGCCAGGGCAUCGAGAUGGUGCUGAAGCGCGUCAAGUCGAGCCUGACCGAAAGCAAGCAGGCGUCGCCGGAGGAGGUGGCGCACCACAUUAUCAACUGCAACGACGCGGUGCUCGACCAGAGCUUCCUCACGGAGCUGCUGCGCCACUAUCCCGAGUCCGAGACCAAGGGUCAGCUGGGCGAGUACCGCAAUGCGUCGGACGAGGAGCUCAGGCUGCUGCAUCCGGCCGACCGGCUGGUGGUGCUGCUCAUGACCGUGCCGCAUCUCAAAGAAAAAGUCAAGGGGCUGUUGUACAUGACGCGCUACAAGGAGACGUUCGACCUGAUCAAGGGCGGCACGGUCAAGGUGCGCGAUGCGUCCGAGGGCCUCAUGAAGGCCAAGUCGUUUGCGCGUCUGCUGAGCCUCGUGCUCAUGAUGGGCAACUACCUCAACUCGACCGGCGUGCAGGGUGGCGCAUUCGGCUUCAAGAUCACGUCGAUCAACAAGCUCGUCGACACCAAGGCGUCGGACGGCACCACGCUGCUGCACUUUAUCGAGCGCACCAUCUCGCGCUGCUUCCCCGAGGUCGAGGCGUUUAUGGACGAGCUGGAGCUGCCCGCCGAAGCGUGCCGAGUGCAGCUGUGGGAUCUGCGACGCGAUCUGGCCGAGCUUAAAUCGGGCAGCUUCCAGCAUCGCAAGGAGCUCGACCGAUUGCUGGACGAGGACGAAGAGAAUCUGCAGGAUCCGUACGUCAAGAUCAUGCUGCCCUUCCUCAACGAUGCGGCUUCGGAGCUGCAGAGGCUCAACGACCAGGUUCAGUUUGCCGAGCGCGUGUACAGCGAGGCGCUCAAGUACUUUGGCGAAGGUCCUGACCCCAAGAAGCGCGGGCUGGGCCAACUGGCCAACCAGACGAUGCGCACCGAAGACUUUUUCGGCAUCUUCAAGGAGUUCCUCGCGGCGUACAAGAAGGUGAAGCUGGACAAUGUACGCAUUGGCGAGCAGCGGGCACUGGAGGCGAAGCGACGGGCGGCGGCCGAGGAGCGCGAGCGCGAGCGGCAGGAGGCACUCGCGCGCAAAGAGGCGGGUGUGGACGAUAGCGCUGUGCUCGAAACGCUGCUGGGGUCGCUGCGCAGUGGAGGAGGGGGGCCGAACAAGCAGCGACGCAAGGCGCGAGAGAGGAGACAGACCAAUGCGGCGUCCAAUGCGGGUGGGUCGGAGGACUCGACGCUCGGCUCGGGGCCCGGGGUUGCGGGGGAGAAGGGCAACCCGUCGGAUGUUGCCGCGGCCAUGCUGGCGAAACUGCAGGGCGGAGAAGAGGGCGGCGAGGUGGCGACAAGCAGCGCGUUCAGGCCGACGAGGAGGAGGGAUCGACGGUCGGGUCGCGAUGCACCGCUACCGCCUGGGUCUGCGGGCCUCGAGCAGGGCUCGCCCGCAAUGUCGUCGCCAUCGCUCUCGCAAACCGCAUCGAGCUCAACGCAUACCCCGUCUGCAUCCAUCUCGGCCUCGACGACCGUGCGCGCCGAUGCUUCGGCAGACACCACCAUCGUGCCGCCGCCUCUCGCCGCCGACGCAAAGGAGGAGAAGGACAAGGAGUGGGAAGAGGAGGAGGGCGAAGCGGAGUUUGAAGAUGCUCUGCCCGCACACGCACCGGGCGGGGGUGGGGAGCUCGAGUGGUUCGACCCCGACACGUCCGGCUUUUCGGCGGCGGGCAAGAGCAGCGCCUCGCACGAAGCGGAACAGUAG